Messenger RNA from Fusarium redolens, 486 nucleotides. RefSeq names its product EthD domain-containing protein. Gene Ontology annotation, molecular function: oxidoreductase activity. Lineage: Eukaryota; Fungi; Ascomycota; Sordariomycetes; Hypocreales; Nectriaceae. The record is from RefSeq and is a predicted model, not a curated record. Bases 1 to 486 code for a protein of 161 amino acids. The transcript is spliced from 2 exons.
AUGCCUUGGCAAAAGAUUGAUCAUCAAUUCACCCAUCCCCAGCUGGACUACAACUCCCAGCCCAACUUUCAGCCAUGUAUCAAAGUCUCAGUCUUCUUCAAGAAAAUUGAUUCGAUUGAUUACGAUACUUUCUUCGGUCAUUGGCAGACUGUCCACGCCGACUUGGCUGUGGCUACGCAGGCUUUCAGAAAUCACAUCGUUAGAUAUGCACAGCAUCAUCAAACACCCGAGAUGAAGGAGAGAGCUAGAAGCUUGGGAGAAGGGUUUCUUGACUACGAUGGCUGCGCCCAACUUUGGGUUAAGACUUGGGAUGACUGGCUUGCAUUUUACAACAGCAAAGAGUAUGCUGCGGCGCUGAGUGAUGACUGUGAUAGGUUCAUGGCGCUGCCUAUGACAUAUAUGGUUGGUUAUGAGAAUUUGGUUGUAGGAGAUGCACCAAAGUCGCUUGGUGGUAAGGACGGGCUAGACGUGGAGACUCUCAAAUAG